UAGGUGAUUUCAGUUCUCGUUAAUCAAAGUGCUCAACUUAGAAUAUUUACAUGGAGAGAAUUUUAAUUCUUGGUUUCAUUUUAGCCAUUCUCUAUUUCAUAACAACGGAACUUGCAUGUAAUGGUUAUACCCAUAUCAGCAACAACAUUCAAUCUGAACAAGAGGCUCUUAUUGACUUCAAAAGUGGUCUUAAAGAUCCCAACAACCGACUUUCAUCAUGGAAAGGAAGCAAUUAUUGCUAUUGGCAAGGAAUUACUUGUGAAAAAGACACAGGAAUUGUCAUUUCCAUUGAUCUUCAUAACCCUUAUCCUCGUGAGAAUGUAUAUGAGAACUGGAGCUCUAUGAACUUGAGUGGAGAAAUUAGACCUUCAUUGACAAAACUCAAGUCUUUGAAAUAUCUAGAUUUGAGUUUCAACUCAUUCAAAGGCAUGCCAAUUCCUCAAUUAUUCGGGUCUUUGAAGAAUUUACUAUAUCUAAACUUAUCAAGUGCUGGGUUUAGUGGUAGAAUUCCUUCAAAUUUUAGAAAUCUUUCCAAUUUGCAGUAUCUAGAUCUUUCUAAUUCGCAGCAUCUAGAUCUUUAUUCUAAAGAUCUGAGUUAUGAUGAUUUUGAAUAUUUUAAUGAUUUAUCUAUUGGCAAUAUUGAAUGGAUGGCUAGUCUUGUUUCCUUGAAGUAUCUUGGUAUGGAUUAUGUUGGCCUUUCAUCAAUAGGAAGUGAAUGGGUCGAGGUGCUAAACAAACUUCCAAUUUUAACAGAGCUGCAUCUAGAUGGUUGUGGCCUCUUUGGCUCAAUUCCAUCUCCAAGCUUUGUUAAUUUUACUUCACUUCUUGUUAUAAGCAUCAACUCCAACCAAUUCAUUUCCAUGUUUCCAGAAUGGCUUCUAAAUGUUAGCAGCCUUGGAUCCAUUGAUAUAAGCAACAAUCAAUUACAUGGGAGGAUUCCACUUGGUCUUGGUGAGCUACCCAAUUUGCAAUACGUAGAUCUAUCUGAGAAUGGCAAUCUCCGGGGCAAUAUCUCUCAACUAUUGAGGAAGAGUUGGAAAAAGAUAGAAUUUCUCAAUUUUCAUGGAAAUGAAUUACAUGGUCCAAUUCCAAGCUCUUUUGGAAACUUUUGCAACUUAAAAUAUCUGAAUUUGGGGGGUAAUUACUUGAAUGGAAGUUUACCUGAGAUUAUCAAGGGAAUUGAAACCUGCAGUUCUAAAAGUCCUUUGCCUAAUUUGACGGAGUUAUACUUGUCUGACAAUCAAUUGAUGGGAAAAUUGCCAAAUUGGUUGGGUGAGCUUAAAAAUCUUAGGCGCCUCGAUUUAUUCAACAACAGCCUUGAAGGUCCCAUCCCUGCUUCUUUAUGGACAUUGCAACACCUGGAGUCCCUGUCUCUUGCAAUGAAUGAGCUGAAUGGAAGUCUCCCAGAUAGUAUCGGGCAACUUUCUCUAUUGCAACGAUUGGAAGUUUAUCGCAAUCAUUUGAGUGGAAGUCUCCCAUAUAGUAUUGGACAGCUUUCAGAAUUGCAAUUCUUGGAUGUUGGUUCCAAUCAAUUGAGUGGAAGUCUCUCUAAACAACAUUUUUGGAAGCUAAGUAAGUUGGAGUAUCUAUUCAUGGACUCCAAUUCUUUCCGUUUGAAUUUUAGUCCCAAUUGGGUUCCCCCUUUCCAGGUGAAAAUUCUUUAUAUGGGUUCAUGCCACUUGGGUCCUUCAUUUCCGGUUUGGCUUCAAUCUCAGAAGAACCUCCAGUAUCUUGAUUUCUCAAAUGCUGGCAUUUCAAGUCGUAUUCCAAAUUGGUUUUGGAAUAUUUCUUUUAAUUUGCGGGACUUAAGUCUUUCUCACAAUCAGUUACAAGGUCAAUUACCAAAUUCAUUGAAUUUUUCUUCUGAUUUUCUCGCACAUAUCGAUUUUAGUUCUAACCUCUUUGAAGGACCUAUUCCUUUUUCAAUCAAAGGGGUGACAUUUCUAAAUCUCUCCCAUAACAAAUUUUCUGGCCCUAUCCCACUUAGCAGAGGCAAAUCCCUGUCAGACUUGAGAUACCUUCUUCUUUCUCAUAAUCAAAUAACAGGGCCCAUCCCAUCAAACAUAGGUGAAUCCAUGCCCAAUUUGGUUUUCCUUUCUAUUUCGAGUAAUCAAAUAACAGGGACCAUCCCGGAUUCCAUAGGACACCUCACCUCUCUUGAAGUCAUUGAUUUUUCAAGGAAUAAUUUGAUCGGAAGCAUUCCUUCUACCAUAAAUAAUUGCUCUCGCCUAAUUGUUUUAGACCUUGGAAAUAACAAUUUGUCUGGGAUGAUACCAAAGUCAUUAGGUCGGUUACAAUUGCUCCAAUCACUACACCUGAACGACAACAAGCUUUUAGGAGAGCUUCCCUCAUCUUUCCAAAAUUUAUCAAGGUUGGAACUCCUUGAUCUCAGUUAUAACGAAUUAUCGGGUAAGGUUCCAUCAUGGAUUGGAACUACUUUCAUAAAUCUAGUAAUACUCAACUUGAGGUCGAAUGCAUUUUUUGGAAGACUUCCCGACCGACUUUCAAAUUUAAGCUCCUUACAUGUCUUAGACCUUGCACAAAACAAUUUGACUGGUAAAAUUCCAGUCACUUUGGUGGAGCUUAAAGCCAUGGCUCAGGAGCGUAACAUGGAUAUGUAUUCUUUGUAUCACAGUGGGAAUGGCUCUCGAUAUGAUGAAAGGUUGAUUGUGAUUACAAAAGGCCAAAGUCUUGAAUACACGAGGACUCUUUCUCUUGUUGUUAGCAUCGAUCUAUCCGACAAUAAUUUAAGUGGAGAGUUUCCCGAGGGAAUAACAAAAUUGUCUGGUUUGGUGUUUCUAAACUUGUCCAUGAAUCACAUCAUUGGCCAAAUUCCUGGAAGCAUUUCAAUGUUGCGUCAGUUGUCCUCUCUUGAUCUAUCAAGCAACAAGCUUUCUGGCACCAUUCCUUCAAGCAUGUCCUCGUUAACAUUCUUGGGUUAUUUGAAUCUAUCAAAUAAUAAUUUCUCUGGUAAGAUCCCCUUUGCAGGGCAAAUGACAACUUUCACAGAGUUGGCCUUUACUGGAAACCCGAAUCUUUGUGGAACUCCACUAGUCACAAAAUGUCAGGAUGAAGACCUAGAUAAAAGGCAAAGUGUUCUUGAGGACAAAAUUGAUGGUGGUUAUAUUGAUCAGUGGUUUUACUUAAGCAUUGGCUUGGGAUUUGCGGUGGGCAUUUUAGUUCCUUAUUUUGUUUUGGCAAUAAGAAGAUCUUGGUGUGAUGCCUAUUUUGAUUUUGUGGACAAAAUUGUCAAGUGGCUACUGUUCAAAAGAAGAGUGACUUAUGCCAAAAAUCAUGCUCGAAGGCAAUAAAUUUUGUUUGUAGA
This is a messenger RNA of Vitis riparia (riverbank grape), 3325 nucleotides long. Its product is annotated as receptor-like protein EIX1. Gene Ontology annotation, molecular function: protein binding. The record is from RefSeq and is a predicted model, not a curated record. The transcript has 3 exons. The coding region runs from base 51 to 3311 and encodes 1086 amino acids. NCBI's taxonomy places the organism in Eukaryota, Viridiplantae, Streptophyta, Magnoliopsida, Vitales, Vitaceae.